Messenger RNA from Plenodomus lingam JN3, 201 nucleotides. NCBI's taxonomy places the organism in Eukaryota, Fungi, Ascomycota, Dothideomycetes, Pleosporales, Leptosphaeriaceae. The record is from RefSeq and is a predicted model, not a curated record.
AUGAGCCUCUUGAACAUGCCUCUUCCACCACUCAGUCCCGGCGUAUCCAUAAGCGGGCUCAGUGGCGCCCGUGUGCUCGGCGCACGACUCCUACUCCUGGCUCUUGAAGGUGCGAUCGACAUGCUAGUUUGCCUUUUUUUGCUACUUCUCCUUCUCGGUCGAGAACCAGCAGAUGUACUGGAGGAAUCGGAGAGGACGUAG